Molecule: messenger RNA, 3418 nt
Organism: Epinephelus moara (kelp grouper)
Lineage: Eukaryota; Metazoa; Chordata; Actinopteri; Perciformes; Serranidae
Gene: mcm3
Product: minichromosome maintenance complex component 3
Exons: 17
Coding region: 113-2554 (813 amino acids)
Biological process (GO): DNA replication; mitotic DNA replication initiation; double-strand break repair via break-induced replication
Cellular component (GO): nucleus; MCM complex
Molecular function (GO): single-stranded DNA helicase activity; ATP hydrolysis activity; single-stranded DNA binding
Source: RefSeq, a predicted model, not a curated record
GCAGUGGCGCGAAAACUCUACAGUGUGUGGUUUGACGGCAGCAGAGUACAUACGGUACCAAACUCUGUGCAACCCUUCAAGAUUUUUACAGUAUAAUAAAUAAUCGCUUAUAAUGGCAACCGACGUCGUAGACGACCGUGAGAUGAGGGAGGCUCAGAGGGAUUACCUGGACUUCCUGGACGACGAUCAAGACCAGGGGAUCUACCAAAGCAAAGUCCGGGACAUGAUCGGUGAAAAUAAAGCUCGACUCAUCGUCAACAUCAACGACCUGAGGAGACGCAACGAGGCCCGGGCUGCAAAACUGAUGAGCAAUGCCUUUGAGGAGCUGCUGGCAUUCCAGCGAGCUCUGAAGGAUCUGGUGGCCUCAGUGGACGCCACCUACGCCAAGCAGUAUGAGGAGUUCUUCAUCGGUCUGGAGGGCAGCUUUGGCAACAAACACGUCACCCCCCGGACCCUGACCUCCCGUCUGCUGGGCAGCAUGGUGUGUGUGGAGGGCAUCAUCACCAAGUGUUCUCUGGUGCGUCCGAAAGUAGUGCGCAGUGUCCACUACUGCCCAGCCACCAAGAAGACAAUGGAAAGGAAGUACACUGACAUGACCUCGCUGGACGCCUUCCCCUCCAGUGCUAUCUACCCCACCAAGGAUGAGGAGAACAACCCUCUGGAGACAGAGUUUGGUCUCUCCAUCUACAAGGACCACCAGACCAUCACAGUGCAGGAGAUGCCUGAGAAAGCCCCCGCUGGCCAGCUGCCCCGCUCUGUGGACAUCAUCCUGGACAACGACCUGGUGGACAUGGUCAAACCAGGAGACAGAGUGCAGGUCAUCGGAACAUAUCGCUGCCUGCCUGGCAAGAAGGGUGGAUUCACCUCUGGCACAUUCAGGACCAUCAUGAUAGCCUGCCACGUCAAACAGAUGAGCAAGGAAGUGUCCCCCCUCUUCUCCGCAGAUGAUAUAGCCAAAAUCAGGAAGUUCAGCCAGACUCGCUCCAUAGAUGUGUUUGAUCAGCUGGCUCGCUCCCUGGCUCCCAGCAUCCAUGGCCACGAGUACAUAAAGAAGGCCAUCCUUUGCAUGUUGCUGGGCGGUGUGGAGAAGGUGCUGGAGAAUGGAUCGCGCAUCAGAGGAGACAUCAACAUCCUGCUCAUCGGGGAUCCAUCGGUAGCAAAGUCCCAGCUGCUGCGUUAUGUACUUCACACAGCACCCAGGGCCAUCCCGACCACUGGCCGCGGCUCCUCUGGUGUGGGUCUGACUGCUGCGGUCACCACUGACCAGGAGACUGGUGAGCGUCGUCUGGAGGCAGGUGCCAUGGUGCUGGCUGAUCGAGGUGUGGUGUGCAUCGAUGAGUUCGACAAAAUGUCCGACAUGGACCGCACGGCCAUCCACGAGGUGAUGGAGCAGGGCCGCGUCACCAUCGCCAAGGCUGGCAUCCAUGCCCGCCUCAACGCCCGCUGCUCUGUGCUGGCAGCUGCCAACCCUGUCUACGGCAGGUACGACCAGUAUAAAACCCCCAUGGAGAACAUUGGCCUCCAGGACUCCCUGCUGUCCCGUUUCGACCUCCUGUUCAUCAUGCUGGAUCAGAUGGACCCCGAGCAGGACCGCGAGAUCUCAGAUCACGUGCUGAGGAUGCACCGCUACCGCGACCCCCGUGAGCAGGAGGGAGCAGCCAUGGCUCUGGGCGGGACAGUAGACGUCUUGGCUACAGAAGACCCAGACGCAAUCGCAGAGGAGCACGAGGAGCUGCAGAUCUAUGAGAAACACAACAACCUGCUGCAUGGGAGCAAGAAAAAGAAGGAUAAGAUUGUAAGUAAGGAGUUCAUGAGGAAGUACAUCCACAUUGCCAAGGCUGUGACACCUGUGCUAACAGAGGAGGCAGCCAAUCACAUCGCAGAGGAGUACUCGAGGCUGAGGGGACAAGAGCAGAUGGGUGCUGAUAUCGCCAGGACCUCUCCAGUGACCGCCCGUACGCUGGAGACUCUGAUCCGUCUGUCCACAGCACACGCCAAGGCUCGAAUGAGUAAAGCCGUGGAGCUGGAGGACUCAGAGGUGGCUGUGGAGCUCGUCCAGUUUGCUUACUUUAAAAAGGUACUGGAGAAAGAGAAGAAACGGUCGAGACAGGAACGGGACUCUGGUUCAGAAGAGGAAGAGGACGAGGAGUCCACUCAGCAUUCACAGAGAGCUACAAGGAAGAGGGGGCGCCGUGGCUCUCAGGGCAGUGAGCCCUACAGCCCAUAUGACUUCAGUGAAGAGCAGGAUGUCCCUGACAUUCAGGCCCGCUCCCCGAAACCAGCCAAGGCACAGCGGGUGGAGGAGCCCAUGGACGCCACAUCACAAGCGGAAGACGCUGAACUCUCUGCAGAGAGGCUGAAGGAGUUCAAGUCCUCCCUGUUCUCAGUGUUCCAGUCUGCUCACGCUCAGUCCGUGAAGAUGAAGGCGCUGAUGGAAGACAUCAACAAGGAGCGUCAGAGUCGCUUCACAGAGCCCGAGGUUCGUGCAGCUUUGGCUCGCAUGCAGGAUGACAACCAGGUCAUGGUGGCUGAUGACAUCAUCUUCCUCAUCUGAGGGAAGGGGGGAAAUUGGUUAAAUGGACUUUGAAAGAAACAGUGAUUUAUAUUCAAAUGUACAUUCAUUUUUUCAUCCAAUACUGGACACUUUGUAUGCAUGCAGCCUCUGUUUUCUUGUUCUUUCAAAAUGCAGUCUCAUGCUGAACACAUUUAAAAAUCAGUCAGACACCUGACCGCCAAUCUGCAACUCAAAACACAAAGCACCAAUCAUUCUGAGAUGGGUUGGAUCCACUGUGCUGCAUGUAGCAAUGGCACCUGCUGUGUAUUAGUACACCAUUAUAAGCACAGUAUUAUCUGGAUUUGUAUAUAGUUGAAGAGACGUUUCAAAACUGUUCAUUAACUGUAGUUGUGUAUUAAAAAAAAUAAAAUGUAAUGCUUUGGAAAUGACUUUAGUUCUUAAAUCAAUUGACAGUACUACAUUACAGCAUGCUUCAUACCUUUUUCAGGCUUAUUUAUUCCAACUGUUAGAUACAUAUGGGGUGAUGGACAUGGAUGGAGCCUUCUCUCCAUACUUUGCACUCAUUUCCUCUCCAUUUGUGCACGUUUUCUAAAAGAUUAUCUGCACCAUACCCAUGGCAUAAGCUCUGCAUAGACAUGUACCCUACACCAAAAACAAUUUCCCACCACUGAGUUGAUAAAGUCCUUAAAUCAGACUUUCCUAAAGUUGUAAAUAUUAUUCAUAGUAUACAUCCUACAAAAAUCACUGCAUGCCUUAUGCUGGUAAAUUUGUGCUGUCAUCUCCCAAUUUUGGCAGUCAACCAACCCUGGCUGCAUUUUAUGUUGUGUGAUACAAUUUCCUGGAAAAAUGGUUUGAGAUGCUGGGAAACUUUGUGAGCUCUUCUGAUUAAACAUCUUCCUGCCU